AUGGAUAAUAAACAUUCAUAUGCAUAUCAUAAAACUGUUAUGAAAAUAAAUAAAUAUUUAACACACUUUCCCACCAUUAAGUGGAAUUUUUUUUCCCCUAUGAGUGUAAAAAUAUAUCAAAAAAAAUUGUUUUUUUCAUCUCAAAAAAAUCAUUACAAUUUUGGUGUUAAAUAUUUGAAAUCUUUGAAAAUGCACAAACAAUUUUUUGCUGCGUUGGGUAAAUUUGACAAUUUUUUGCCGUUUAGAGGACGGUUUGGAAAAAAAAAAAAAAGAAAAAAAAAAAAAAAGAAAAAAAAAAUUAAAAAUGGCUUAGCCAUUGGGUUUAUAAAAUUUUUUUGCAACCUGCAUUCAGUUAAUUUGAAAAAAACAUUUUUUAUUUUUUUAAUUUUUUUUAUUUUUUUAAAAUUUUUUCCAUUUUUUUUUUUUUUUUUAUCUUACCAUUUUUAUUUAUUUAUUUAUUAA
Molecule: messenger RNA, 462 nt
Organism: Dictyostelium discoideum AX4
Lineage: Eukaryota; Evosea; Eumycetozoa; Dictyosteliales; Dictyosteliaceae
Exons: 5
Coding region: 1-462 (153 amino acids)
Source: RefSeq, a predicted model, not a curated record